Aedes aegypti (yellow fever mosquito) is the source of this 1870-nucleotide messenger RNA. RefSeq names its product multiple inositol polyphosphate phosphatase 1. Bases 349 to 1821 code for a protein of 490 amino acids. The transcript is spliced from 5 exons. Lineage: Eukaryota; Metazoa; Arthropoda; Insecta; Diptera; Culicidae. Gene Ontology annotation, molecular function: inositol phosphate phosphatase activity; acid phosphatase activity. The record is from RefSeq and is a predicted model, not a curated record.
CCACUCUGCUCUUCAACAGUUUCCAACGAGUGGUCGGUCGAUUCGGCUGCAUCGCGUUCCAUCGUCUCCCAUCGUUCAGUUCAAGUUCAAGAUCUCCAACCUUCCUACUCACAGUGUCAGCAUUCCUGACCUAACCGCGGCGGGUGUCGUCUUCUAUCGUCCACCGACCGAGAAAAGAACGCCGUGAAUCGUUAAACGUUGUGCGCGGCUUCUAUCGAAUGCAUUUCAUAGGGCAACAAGCCGUGUCGUCGUGUCCCCGUUGGGUGUUGUUCUAAAGGUAUCUAUCUGCGCAGCAUUUGUGGCAUCGGAUCGAGAGCAGCACGGCAAGUGGACAAGUGACAUUCCAUAAUGACCCGCAUUGGCUGGAUACUUCCGAUCGUUUCGAUCAUCCUCGGUAUAUCCGCCGUCCAACUCGUGCAUGCCCAGAACAUCAGAUGCUGUGAAGACUACUGCUACAGCCGAGAUCAUGACCGGAGUCAGUCGAAGCAUUUCGCCACGAAAACCUCCUACGAAGUGAUCCACGGUUCGUCCUCCAGUCGGGAACACAUCGUACCAAAUUGUAUUCCGUCCAAGUUUUGGCUGCUGAGCCGCCACGGAACGAGACUACCGGGUAAAAAGGAUAUCGAGUUACUACCGCAAGCUCUGAAUAAUCUUCGAAAUUCGAUUCUGGACAACUACGACAACCGUCGUACAGCUCCAGACAUAGGACGUAUGUGCGCCGACGAUUUGGAUCUACUGCGAUCGUGGCGCUGGGACCGGAACGUCUCCGUUGAGUACGAAUCCUUUCUCACCGAUCAGGGUUGGAGUGACUUAAAGCUGCUGGCCAGGCGAGAGAAGGAUCGCUUCUACGAAGUGUUCAACGGGCCCUACGAUAAGCAGCGUUAUUUGUUCCGUCACACGAAAGCGCAACGCACCGAGGCCAGUUUCAAAGCGUUUGUUGAGGGCCUAUUUGGAGAUGCAGCGUAUAACUUUAUCAACGCGGACCCGGAACCUAGCGACGAUACUCUGCUGAAGCCUUAUGAUUUUUGUCCGGCGUAUGAUGCAAACAAGGACAAAAAUAAGCAACCGGACUCCGAGCUGAAUAAAUUUUUAAGGUCUCCGAUGUAUUUGCAAACUCUGUCGGAUAUUUCGACACGUUUGGGCUUCCGGUACAAUCUGAGCACCGAUCAGAUUGAAGCCAUGUGGGACAUUUGCAGGUACGAGCAGGCAUGGCAUCUGCAGCAGUACAGCCCUUGGUGCAGUGUGUUCACCAAGAGUCAGGUCAAUGUUCUGGAGUACAAGGAAGACCUCAAGUAUUACUAUCAGAAUAGCUAUGGGUACGAGAGGAGUGCCGACUUGGCCUGCUAUGCCGUCGCCGAUAUGAUGAAGCAUUUGGGACGUGCGGACGGUCAACAAGUUAUCGCCUACUUCACACACGAGUCGGAGAUUCAGAUCUUUCUGGCUGCCUUGGGUGCGCUGAAGGAUAGAAUAGCACUCAGAGCAGAUAAUUACUACGCCAUGCAGAAUCGGAACUUCAGAUCUAGUGAGCUGACUCCGUUCGCGUCUAACGUUGCAGUCGUGAGGUAUCAGUGUGCUGAUCCGGUAGAACCGGUGAAGGUCAUUUUCUUCCUGAAUGAAAAGGCAUUGAUGUUCGACUGGUGUCGAGUUGGGCUUUGCAACUGGUCCGAGGUGGUACGGCGUUACGAGCGAUUUACCAAGGGAGAUUGUGCCAAAAUGUACUGUGGUGGAAGCGGGGCGUCCAGCAGCACAUUGCAUUGGACGGCUGCGAUGGGCGUCGUGUUGGCAAUAGGCGGAACGUUCCUCGCGCAACAACGAUUGUAGCUGCCGGACAGUAUUGAUAGAUAAUAAAUUUUAGUUUAGAUAUACUUUA